Messenger RNA from Heterostelium album PN500, 1473 nucleotides. RefSeq names its product FNIP repeat-containing protein. The transcript is spliced from 4 exons. NCBI's taxonomy places the organism in Eukaryota, Evosea, Eumycetozoa, Acytosteliales, Acytosteliaceae. The record is from RefSeq and is a predicted model, not a curated record. The coding region runs from base 1 to 1473 and encodes 490 amino acids.
AUGUCAAAUAAUAUAAAACAUAAUUUUAAAGAUAAUAAUGACAUAGUAAAUAAUUUAAAUAACAAACUUGCAAAUCUAUCGAAUUCGAACAACACAUUUGUGAAUCUAUCACAUCUGUUGUUAAAAAAGAUCGUUGGUUACUUAGAUGAUAUGUUUCAACAGAUGUUAUUUACGAUGGUGUGUAAAAAGUGGUAUGAAGAGAGAUAUAAAUAUCUAGUACUUAAAGUUGGAUUAUCAAAUGAAAGAGAUGAUCUCGUGCAUUUAAAGUCUUUUUCAACAUGUGUCACCACAGAAUCACAUAGAUUUCAAUUGGUUGUCAUUAGUGAAGAUGAUUUCGGGUACUAUCAUGAUGAAUACCACCUCUAUUAUAAAACAGCAACAGAUCCAUCAACCAUUCUAAAACCAAAUACUUAUUCUCUAAUGUUAAACAGAUAUGUCGAUAUCGAUAUCUCACUAUUUAAAGAUGUUUUGGAAAACUGCGCGAAUUGUAGAUCCAUUUCAUUGGCGAAAUACCAAAAGCCGCUAAAUAGUAACAGUUUUCCAAAGAAUUUGGAGAAGCUUGAAUUGAUUGGAUAUUUACUUCCAUUGGAGAACGGAUCACUUCCGAAUGGAUUGAAGAUCUUAAAGUUUAAGUAUAGCUAUUAUCUACCGAUGAGUGCCAGUGUCUUUCCAACGACUCUUACCGAGCUUAUAUUUGCCGAUGGAUAUCAAUUCGAAUUGGCAGUUGGUGGUGGUGAUUCUAAAGUGUUACCGCAAUCCCUCACCAAAAUUAAACACUGUCCGGUCAGUUGGAUCAAAUAUCUCAAGUAUCUGCCAAACCUAAGGUAUCUCAGUUUCGAUGGUUAUUGUCGAGAUGGUGUCUUGGAGCCUGGAUCACUACCAUCGACGCUAACAACUUUGGAUUUCGGUGAAUCAAUAUUUAGACUCUCAGGUGCAUCUAUUAUACCAUCGUCCGUUCGGCAUUUGAAUCUUGGUGGUUGUAUUAUAGAUCUAGCUCUAAAUGUUCUUCCGUUCGACGCUCACUAUGAUUAUCUGUGUGCUUUAGAGUUCCACGCGCCAAUCUUACCGAAUCAGCUUCCACCCAACAUCAAAGAACUACAGCUGACAAGAUACAAUAAACCGCUAGUUCCAGGAAGUCUUCCCGUUGGAAUUGAAGUAUUGAAACUGCCAUAUAUAGAUUCAGAGAAACUCUUGGUUGGCACGAUUCCAAACACCGUAAAGAAACUUUCAUUGUUUCUUUAUGAACAAGAGCAACGAUUUCCAAUCGAGUGCAUUCCCAACUCCAUUGAAACACUGGAUCUUGGAAAAUAUAAUUUAGAUUUCGACUUUAAGAUGAUUAUAGAUAUAAAUAAUAAUGAUGAUCAUGUUGAUGUUAUUUCGAAUUCAAACAACUCAUUUGUGAAUCUUUCACAUUUGUUGUUAGAGAAGAUCGUUGGUAAUCUCGAUGAUAUGCUGGAUCAGAGUGAAAAUUAA